AUGGUCCUGAUGAACGGAAAAGAAGUCGGCCCCAUUGGCUUUGGCCUGAUGGGCUUCACGUGGCGGCCCCAGCCCUGCCCCCAGGAGCAGGCCUUCGAGACCAUGCGCGCCGCCCUACGAAAUGGCUGCACCCUCUGGAACGGCGGCGAGUUCUACGGCCCGCCCUCCUACAACAGCCUCGUCCUGCUGGAGCGCUACCUGGAAAAAUACCCCGACGACGCCGACAAGUUCGUGCUCAACAUCAAGGGCGGCCUCAACCUAACCAACUUCCACCCGGACGGCUCCGAGACGAACACGCGGCGGACCCUGGACGACAGCAUCGCCCAGCUGAACGGGCGCAAGAAGAUCGACCAGUUCGAGUGCGCGCGUCGCGACCAGACGGUGCCCAUGGCGGAAACCUUUGGCGUCAUGAACGAGUACAUCCAGGCCGGCAAGCUCGGGGGCGUUGCGCUGUCGGAAGUCCGCGCCGAGACGAUCCACGAGGCCGUCAAGCACACCAAGAUCCACGCGGUGGAAGUCGAGCUGUCACUAUUCUCCACCGAGCCGCUCGAGAACGGCGUCGCGGCCGCCUGCCACCAGCACGGCAUCCCCCUGGUCGCAUACUCGCCCCUCGGCCGCGGCCUGCUCACCGGCCAGAUCAAGACGCUGGACGACAUCCCGCAGGACUCGAUGCUGCGCCACUACCCGCGCUUCCAGCCGGACACGUUCGGAAUCAACAUCCAGCUCGUGCACAAGGUGGAGGAGCUGGCCGCGAAGAAGGGCUGCACGCCGGCGCAGUUCGCGAUCAACUGGGUGCGGUCGCUGUCAAGGAAACCUGGGAUGCCGACGAUCAUUCCGAUUCCUGGGGCGACGACGGUGGAGCGGGUGGAGGAGAACAGCAAGGUCGUUGAGUUGACGGAUGCGGAGAUGGAUGAGAUUGAUGCGAUCCUGGCCAGGUUUGAGACGGCGGGCGAGAGGUAUCCGGCGGGGAUUCCUACUCAUACAUGA
Messenger RNA from Aspergillus mulundensis, 987 nucleotides. RefSeq names its product aldo/keto reductase family protein. Bases 1 to 987 code for a protein of 328 amino acids. The transcript has 3 exons. The record is from RefSeq and is a predicted model, not a curated record. Lineage: Eukaryota; Fungi; Ascomycota; Eurotiomycetes; Eurotiales; Aspergillaceae. Gene Ontology annotation, cellular component: cytoplasm.